GAUGUGCUCGAUUAGUGGCGCGUCCGAUUCUUUUCAGCAUUAAAUCGGCUAUAGCAAAUGCGCGGUAAUUAAAAACGAAGAAUUUUAAGCCGCGGAAGUGGGACACAGCCUGUGCCCUUGGGUAUAGCACAUUUUAAUUUAUUUUUUUCUCCCUCAUAAAUGCUAUUUCCAUUAUUUCUUUCUGAGAAUUUGAAUUUUAAGAUCUACAUGAGGGUAAAUUUGCGCGGCUUCGUCGGUUGUGGGAAUUUUGGGAUUUAUGUGGUUUGUGCCAAGACCGGAGCGCUGCUGCAGUGCCAGCUUUUAUCGUUAUAAAACGUGCUGGCGCCAAGUUACUGAUCGUUCGGUGGAGGAUUUCAGCACAUUGCCUUGCGAUAUUCUCCCCCCCAAAAAAAGCAAAUGGAGAAGUAAGGGUCCCAAAAUAGAUCGACUUUCUUCUCUGGGAUUGUCUUUGUCUUGCUUUGUUCUGCUUGAAUCAGCUGCGGGGCUGUUGGUGCAGUGUAUCUCUUUGUUAGAAAUCAGCACCAGAUUUCAUUAACAGCGUAAACAAUUAGCAGCCCUGCUUCUUUUGAUGGGCUAAUGUUUAACAAUAAAUUAAAGUAGAUCUGGGAUGCCUUUACACUGGGCGUAUUUUUUGCUGUGUAAUUCAUAACGUCAUUGUCUUAAUAAAAUGUCUUCGUGUUCGGGAGCACUGUCUUAAAUGAUGGAAUGUGAUGUAAGAGUAUGAAAUGACUGUGAAGUACUGAGCAUCCGGCUGUCGCUAGUAGGACUGAAUUUACAUAAAAUGUCGUCUUUGCUGGAUCGGAUCUGCUAUAAAUGCAAACGCAAUUAAAAUGUAUGGUGCUGCAUGUCAACCAUUAAUCUUCUGCUUCAGGUGUUCCUAAAAUUCCACAGCACUGCCUCGCUUCCAAAUUUCAAAACUGUAUAGAAAUGUUAAUUUUCUGAUAGAAUUCCAAUGUUACUGUUAAAGGAAUGUUACUUAUAGCUGUUGUCCCCUGAAUCGGUGUUUCUUGGUGUCCUAUGGAACAUAAAAGCAGAUGGUGAUGACGCUGGAGGUGAUCCGCCCGUUGAGGAUGCGGCCAGAAGCAGUGGCUGGCGCUGAGAUGAGUCUGGGCUUGGAGCAGUGCUGAGAGGGCUUGGGGAGAGGAUUGUAGUGGAGCUCCAUCCCCAUUCCACUCCUAGCAGCUCUCUGGCCAUCCACCUCCGUUUCUGCCAGCUGGAACGGACAAGAACCUUUGCCAACUGCCCCAGGCUUCCACUGAGCUCGUUUAGGGAGAGGCAGGUGUGGCUGAGCUAGGAAAAAAACUGGAGCAGAGCUGAGAGAACUAUGAUGCCAGCGCAGCUCCUGUAGUUUCCUGCUCUAGCCACCCUCUUCAAACUGAAUCCCUUCUGUGCUUCCUCCUGUUUCUGCCCGUAUGUCUUCUGUAAAUCGGGGCAUAUUUUGGGAGGGUCAGAACAGAGGAAGUGGCAGGAGAGGAUUUGAAACACUUUUUGGGAGAAAUGUGGAGAAUUAUUUUUAACAAUGACUUAAGUUAAAUGUCCAUUUAAAUGUUGAAGUUAAGUACUUAAUGCUGAACUUAAAAAAGCAUUCCAACAGAGAUGGAAUUGUGCAGUAAUGGGUUUUGAAUUUGUACUGUAUUCUGGAAAACUUUGAUAGAGUGAAACUAGUUUGUAACAUGCUUAUGUGAAUUCUAGUAAAAUUACCUGUAAUACCAAUUCUAGAUGCUUGUUUUUAUCAUUGUAGUCCCUUAAAAAAAAUAUUUCUUUCCAUUAGCACCCGUACUAGAAUUUGAUUAUCUCAUCUGUGGAGACUGUGGCAAAGAAUUCAUGGACUCCUACCUUAUGCAGCACUUUGAUUGGGCAACAUGUGAUAAUUGCAGAGAUGUUGAAGAUAAACAUAAGCUUAUAACAAGGACAGAAGCAAAAGAAGAGUAUCUCCUUAAAGACUGUGACUUAGACAAGAGGGAACCAGUGCUCAGAUUCAUUGUGAAGAAAAACCCUCAUAAUUCACGAUGGGGUGAAAUGAAGCUUUAUUUAAAACUACAGGUAAUCAAGCGUUCACUUGAAGUCUGGGGUAGCGAAGAAGCAUUGCAAGAAGCAAAGGAGCUACGCCGUGAUAACAGAGAGAAGAUGAAACAGAAGAAGUUUGACAAGAAAGUUAAAGAACUCCGCCGUGCCGUGAGGAGUAGCUUGUGGAAGAAACAAGCUAGUAUCCACGAACAUGAAUAUGGACCAGAAGAAAACAUUGAUGAAGAUACAUAUAAAAAGACAUGCACUAUUUGUGGCCAUGAAAUAACUUACGAGAAGAUGUAGUGUUAAUGUAUUUUUUUAAAUUUUACUUUGUUUUUAAUAGUAUUUUGUAUUUAAAUCAAAUAAAUGCUAAUUAUGAACAAGAUGUUGCCA
Molecule: messenger RNA, 2400 nt
Organism: Parus major (Great Tit)
Lineage: Eukaryota; Metazoa; Chordata; Aves; Passeriformes; Paridae
Gene: XPA
Product: XPA, DNA damage recognition and repair factor
Exons: 4
Coding region: 1825-2310 (161 amino acids)
Biological process (GO): UV-damage excision repair; nucleotide-excision repair, DNA damage recognition; base-excision repair
Cellular component (GO): nucleotide-excision repair factor 1 complex
Molecular function (GO): damaged DNA binding
Source: RefSeq, a predicted model, not a curated record